Molecule: messenger RNA, 1839 nt
Organism: Linnemannia hyalina
Lineage: Eukaryota; Fungi; Mortierellomycota; Mortierellomycetes; Mortierellales; Mortierellaceae
Source: the annotation of a GenBank genome assembly
AUGACUUCCUCAUCUCAACCCAACACAACUCCAUCAACCCUUCUGGACGAGAAUGAUCCCGUAGUCUCCGUCCUCAGUGACGAAAAUACCGUCCGUGCUCUCAUUGAGGCUGCCGUCGCCCAUCAGCAACAAGAGGAAGCUGCUGCUGCUGCUGCUGCCGCUGUGGCCGCCGCCGCCGCUGCAGCCGUCAGCGGUGUGCAAACAGAUACGAUAAAGACGGUGACCGAUGCCACUGCGGCGAUGACCCAAGCAGUUCCCGCGGAUAUCAUCCAGCAGCUGAUCCCUUCGGCAAUCAGCAGCCCAGCGGCACUCUCUGCCUCGGUCUCUCCAGCACCGGUCGUCACCCACGUAGCCCUGUCGCCUGUUCCGUCUCCAUCACAGCAAGUCCCUGCUCCUAUCCCCGUUGCAUCAAAACCCUCGACCUCGACCACCGCCACUUCGACAUCGACUUCUGCAUCUUCCUCGUCGCCCUCGUCUUCUUCAUCCACCAGGACUCCCUUUGUCUCCACCAAACGCUUCAACCCGGAUGACAUUUUCUGUCUGGGCUGCUGUCGAAACCUCUCUGUCGAGCACUACACCUGCCCAACAACCAACCGAAUCUUCAAAUCCUGCAAUGCCUGCCGUCUCAAGUCUAGGGUGAACUCGAAAAAGGUCGUUAAGCCUCCCACCAUCCCUAACCGGCCGACAAUCUCCAUGGAAGAAUUUGGAGAGAAGCUCAAGGAACUUGAGAACACAGCAGAUAAGGCUUCAAGUCUGGAUGUUAUGAUUCGCUUGGGAGGGUCUGUUGAGAUGGACCCGGAGACACUGAAGAACCGAGGCGCAUUGAUUGCCGCUCAGGUCUAUGAGUCCACUGGCUACUGGUUCUCCCACUCGAGGACAAAUGACGAAACACAGGCCAAAACCCGGCUCAAGAUUUACGGAUGCUCGCAGCGAGAGGAUCGACGUGCGCCACCGGCACCCAAGACUCAGAGCAGGAAGCGCAACCGACCUUCGACCAAGGCUUACUUUCCUUGCAAGGGGAACCUCACGAUGACCUUUUACCAAAAUGUCGACCAUGUUCGAGUUGUCUACAACCACAAGAAGCAUGAAAAGUACGACAACCGCAAGUGUCCCGACCAUGUCCGUGUUUACGUCAAAGAGAACUUGUCGCUUGCCCCCCGGACGCUGUACGACAACCUCAAGGAGCAGAACCCGUCAUUGGGGAUCACACAGGCGCAAGUCCGUUACUGGAGCCACUAUUACAAAAAGAGCAUGGAUCAGGACGGAACUCUUGACAGCAGCAGGGGCGGUAGCGACGAUCCUGCCUCGCCGCUCACCCACGCCUUUGCUGGUAUCAAGGACGAUACCAUUGAGCAGGUCAUGAAGGAUGUGGCGUCUUCUCAUCAGCAACUGACCCAGCAACACCAACACCAACACCAGCCAACAGCGCAGGACCAUCUUGACAGUGACAGUGUCCAACAACUCCUCUUGGCAUCGAAUGCAGUCGCACUUCAGACCCAGGGCCUCGUCGGCGGAUCGAUUGCCAUCUCGGUGCCAAUGUCGGACAUGCCCUUGUCAUCCAGUAUUGUCCAGCGGGUCUUGGCAGAAGAUGGUGGCAAGGGACUGCUGGAGCUCCAGGCAAGCUUAAAUAGCGUGGCGGCAAGUGUCGCUGCCAGUGUCGGGUCCUCGGCUGUCGAUAACAGCGACGAGGUUGUUCAGCAGGUCUCGGCCUUGUUGAAGGAGAACGACCAGCAGCUCUUGGAGCAGCAGCAGAAGCAACUCCAGGAGCAACAGCAACAGCUUCAGGAGCAACACCAGCAGCACCAACAGCACCAGCAACAACACACUAGUUUCCAGUAA